AUGUCGAACAAAGCCGCGUCGCUCACCAGCGAUCAAAUCGAUGAGCUCCUCCUCUCCGCACGAUACGGCGAUCUCGAAGACCUCGAAUCCACCCUCUCGCCUCUCCUCUCCACCUCAUCCCCAUCCUCCCCCUCAGAGCUUUUGGCAACCAUCAAGAACGAAGACUCCAACACUCUCCUCCACUACGCCUCUGCCAACGGCCAUCUCGAAGUGGUGCGCUACCUCCUCCCCUUUUGCGACCUGUCACUCUCGCUAGCCCAAAACGUCUCCGGCAACACCCCACUCCACUGGGCAGGACUCAACGGUCACCUCGACACAGUCAAACUUCUCGUCUCGCACAUCGAAAAGCUCGAAUCGGAAAACCCGGAAGAGGCGAAAAAGUUGAACUUGAUCUUCCACCCAAAGACACAACCGAAGGAAACAGACGCGGAAGCGGGAGAAGACGAUGGUUCGGAGAGAAAGUUGUGGGACGUCAGGAAUAGUGCUGGAAGAGGUCCGAUGAGUGAAGCCCAGAUGAGGGAGCAGGAGGCCGUCGUCAAGUUUUUGUUGGAGAGCAUGAUCGAUGGUCCACAAGGAUCAACACUGCAACCGGCUGAACCGCUCCCCUCAAACCCAAAGCUGGAGACCGAAGCGGUAGAGAAGCAAGCUGCCAAUCUCAGCUUGAACGAGUAG
Messenger RNA from Pseudozyma hubeiensis SY62, 672 nucleotides. RefSeq lists its product as hypothetical. The transcript has a single exon. The coding region runs from base 1 to 672 and encodes 223 amino acids. The record is from RefSeq and is a predicted model, not a curated record. Gene Ontology annotation, molecular function: protein binding. Lineage: Eukaryota; Fungi; Basidiomycota; Ustilaginomycetes; Ustilaginales; Ustilaginaceae.